Messenger RNA from Tachyglossus aculeatus (Australian echidna), 1544 nucleotides. RefSeq names its product ethylmalonyl-CoA decarboxylase 1 (gene ECHDC1). NCBI's taxonomy places the organism in Eukaryota, Metazoa, Chordata, Mammalia, Monotremata, Tachyglossidae. The transcript is spliced from 7 exons. The record is from RefSeq and is a predicted model, not a curated record. Gene Ontology annotation, molecular function: enoyl-CoA hydratase activity. Bases 273 to 1178 code for a protein of 301 amino acids. Gene Ontology annotation, cellular component: cytosol. Gene Ontology annotation, biological process: fatty acid beta-oxidation.
GUCGCCGUGGAGUCGGUGAGGAAGGCCAGGCCGGAGAGAAUCCGUCGCCAUCCUCCCGGAGAGGGCACGGCCGGCCCGCCGUUGGAGACUACGCUCAUGUUUGCGGGCAGCCGAGGAUUGAGCCGAGGCAGUGUGGAUCAGAGGUGGAGGGAACCGAAAAGGCAGCGACGUUUGGAAGUGGUGGCCCCGGUACCGACCCAACUGUAGUCAGUAUCAGACUGGUGGUUAAAGAGAUACGCCUUUCUCUACGAAGAAGCCACCUCAUCUUAGAAAUGGCACUUGCACUUUUGAAGACUUCACCAGUCUCAGCAAAGAGCAGACUGCUCCAGCAAACCAGUUUAUCGCUGUACAGCUCAGCCCAUGGUUUCCAUGAAGAAGCGGUAAAAAAGAAACUCCUACAGUUGACCGGUGGAUCAGUCGACCUUUGCAAAGAAGAGAAUGGGAUUGGAAUCCUCACUCUCAACAACCCAAGUAAAAUGAACGCCUUCUCAGGAGCAAUGAUGGUACAACUUCUGGAGAAGGUGAUUGAAUUAGAAAAUUGGACAGAUGGAAAAGGCGUUAUCAUCCAUGGGGCUAAAAACACUUUCUGCUCGGGCUCUGACCUAAACGCUGUGAAAGCGCUGGGAACCCCAGAGGAUGGGGUCGAGACAUGCAUGUUUAUGCAGAACAUCUUAACCAGAUUUAUGAGGUUGCCUUUAAUAAGUGUCGCAUUAAUUGAAGGAAGAGCAAUGGGUGGAGGAGCCGAGUUGACCACAGCCUGUGAUUUCAGGCUUAUGACUCCAGAGAGCGAGAUCAGGUUUGUCCAUAAGGAGAUGGGGAUCGUCCCGAGCUGGGGAGGAGCCGCCAGACUGGUGGAGAUCAUCGGCAGCCGACAGUCCCUCAAGGUGUUAAGCGGAGCCCUCAAAUUGGAUCCCGCCCAAGCCCUGAGCCUGGGCCUGGCCGAAGAGAUCAUACAGCCUUCCAGCGAAGCGGAGUCCCUGGAAGGAGCUCGGAAAUGGCUGCGGCAGUUCAUCGACGGCCCCCCGGAAGUAAUCCAAGCGUUGAAGACCGUGGUUUCAUCGGGGAAAGAACUACAGAUGGAAGAAGCGUUACAGACGGAGAGAGAUGUGCUGGCUACCGUUUGGGCUGGGCCUGCCAAUUUAAAAGCCCUUGAAAGGAGAGGUAAAUUUAACAAGUAACCACUGUAUUAUGUAAACCAAGAUUUGCGGAUGAGUUCUCCCGGAACCCAGCUACAGCGUACAGUGACGUACGGAAUUCACCCAAGUGGCCUUCGGUACCGACGUUCACAUAUAAUUGCUGUGCUAUAGGAGAAAGUUCUGGGGGUGGUUUGGCUCCUUUAAUCUGUAAUAUAUCAAGUACUUACGGUAACCUUUGAUUUAGGAGAGAUAUGUACUGUCCUGUUAAUUGGAUUCAGGUUUAGUUCUGUACCUUUACCACUUCUUUUACAGAUGAACUCCAUUGUAUUCUGCAUCUUCUCACGGUAUUCUGUUCAGUUUCUAAAUUAAAAUGGCUAUCGGGAAAAAGUCACCAGCUGGGCUUUGUUC